Gamsiella multidivaricata is the source of this 1988-nucleotide messenger RNA. RefSeq names its product VHS domain-containing protein. The record is from RefSeq and is a predicted model, not a curated record. Gene Ontology annotation, cellular component: trans-Golgi network. Bases 118 to 1920 code for a protein of 600 amino acids. Gene Ontology annotation, biological process: Golgi to endosome transport; protein transport to vacuole involved in ubiquitin-dependent protein catabolic process via the multivesicular body sorting pathway; Golgi to vacuole transport. Gene Ontology annotation, molecular function: ubiquitin binding; phosphatidylinositol binding. Lineage: Eukaryota; Fungi; Mortierellomycota; Mortierellomycetes; Mortierellales; Mortierellaceae. The transcript is spliced from 12 exons.
UCGUCAUGGCGCUCCGUCCAUUGAUCCAUUGUGUGCAUCCUCUUCUUCGCCCCACCCUUUCGCUUCUUUGAGCCCUUUCCUCUCCCCACCUUUUUCUUUCUUGAGACAGCAAAGAACAUGAACUACGGCCAGACACGCAGGCAAAAAUCGGUUUUGGAGACCUAUAUUGAACGCGCCUGUGAUCCAACCCGAUACGAGCCGGAUCUAGCGUUGAAUCUCGAGAUCUGCGAUGUUAUCAAAGAGAAGCAGAAGAACACACCGCGAGAAGCAGCUAUCUAUAUCGUGCGACUCAUUAAUCACAAAAAUAUGCAUGUUGGCAUGUUGGCUCUGACUCUUCUAGACAACUGUGUCAAAAAUUGCGGCUACCCCUUCCACUUGCAGAUCGCGACCAAGGAGUUCCUCAAUGGCUUGGUCCGCAAGUUCCCGGAGAGGCCUCUCACGGUCCCAACACCAGUGCAGACGCGUAUUUUGGAGCUCAUUCAGGAAUGGUACACAACGUUGUGCAAGGCGUCGCGGUACAAGGAGGAUCUCGUCCAUAUCAGGGAUAUGCACCGAUUGUUGGCGUUCAAGGGAUACCGUUUCCCGCAGACCAAAACGACAGCGGCAGCGGCAGCGGCAGUGCUGAACACUUCAGAUUCCUUAAAGUCGCCAGCAGAGCUCGAACAAGAAGAUCGAGUAGCGCAAGCAGCUAAACUUCAAGAGCUAAUUAGGAGAGGACGACCGGAGGAUGUGCGUGCGGCAAACGAGCUCGUUAAAAAAAUGACAGGAUAUGAGCAAGAGGACAAACCAAAUUAUGCGGAGCAGGCUUCUGCGGAACAACAAAAAAUCAUGCAAAAGGCGGCGUUUUUGACAGAAAUGCUAAACGAUGUCAAACCUGGAGAGAUCAUAGGAAGAGGUGACAUUUUCGAGGAACUGUACCAGACCUGCAGGUCAGCCCAUGUCAAGGUCAAGAAGUUUAUCAGCGACGAUGAGGAUCCUGACAACAUGGACAAGCUGCUACAACUGAAUGAGGCUUUGAGUAACGUGAUCGAGCAGUACGACCAGGUCAAGGGCGGAAACCUCGUCAAGGUCGCGGUUCCUGACAUUAGUGAGGAGAGCAAUGGUCAGGGCAGGCAGGGAUCUAUUCAGCAGGCAUCAUCACCGCAGCAGCAGAAGAGAGAAUCUUCGAGCAACCUGUUAGAUCUUGAUGACUCGCCCAGCGGAUCUCCGACGGCCACCACUCCAAAGACAACAGGCAACCUAAUGGAUGAUCUUAUGAACCUCAACUUCAGUGACAUUACACCACCACCUUCGUGGGGUGCUGCUGGAUGCAUCAAUCUCGGCCAAUCUGAUAGCAGCAGCAGCGGUAGCAAGGCGGGUCUCGCUUCAUCGUCCUCCAAUGGUGGAGCACCCAGUUACAAUAUGUUUGCGUCGCCCGUUGCCAGCGUCAACCCAGUUUCUGUCGAGUCGUCCUCAUCCACGUCCUCCUUGAAGCCUGUACUGGCAACGGCAUCACCUGUACAAGCCAUGUCAUCGCCAAUGGACGAUUUCGAGUUCGUAUCCAACACAGGAGCUUCUCCACAGGAAAACGGUAUAUCAAAUGUCGUCCUCAUAAACAAGAAUGGACUACAAAUCGACCUUGAUAUAGAGAAACAAUUUAACUCAGACCGGGUCUACAAGGUUAAGGCGUACUUUUCUAAUCACCAGAACAGCCCUCUUACGGCCCUGACAUUCCGUGUCGCCGUUCCAAAGAAACUGCAGCUCAAGCUCGACCCUCAGUCCGCGCAGGCCGUUCCGCCCUUCAGUAAACAAGCGGUGACUCAGGAGAUGACGAUCUGGGCUCCUGUGGAGACGGCGGUUGUGAGGAUGAGGUAUCAUGUCUCUUAUGUGAUCGGUGGUAGAGUGAUAGAGGAGCAGGGCGAGUUCUCGCAGUUUCCUUGAUGAUGAAGGAGAUGCUGCUAUAUGAAAACAUAAUAUACGCAUAACAAUAUAAUUCCGGUCGAAUGAAG